AUGUCUUGUGAGCAAUGCCGCCAAGUAUCAGUACGGAUUCGAAGUCAACCGAAGGCCGCAAAGGCCUCGAUUCCGUCGACUCUAGAACUCGCCCAUAUGGUUAACCUGGGCUACUACCUAGAGAAAAAACAUCAAUGUGUACACGCUAUUCCUGAAAGCCGCGGUGCCGUCAUUAAGGUCCUGGACAUGGUCCGAUUCAUCGAUGAUCGUCUCUGGAAGGUAGUCAGCAGAAGUGAUUACGAUGGCUUUAACUGUACAACUUUUAUCAAAGAGCCAGGACGACAACUUGUGAUCGUGCAUCGUGAAGCGGUUAGGAUCGGUGCAACAGACAAAAUCACUCAAGGAAUUGUGGCAGCGGCUGAUUGGCAUACACAUCAAUCAAUACUCAACCAUACGAUGAAGUUAGACAACGGACGUUUUGUUGCGAAGUCGAACUACCGAGUGACUGUCACCGGUCACGGCAUUGAAGGGUGGAUGGCUCAACUAUCCACAUUUCUACGCCGACAUCCAGCUCAUUUUCCUGUGGGCCCACGCGGAACUUACUCAUUUGGAAAUGGAACCAGUAUCGAUCUGAACCAGGAGUGCAAUAUGCACUGUGUCGCAUUCGAUUCGCCAGGAAUCGACGCUAUUUUGAUGCGCCUGAGGGAUGAGCCGGGAUGGUUGAAUGGUAGUGCGCCAGAUGUGGUCGUGGAACUGGAGGAGCUUGAUAUCACGCGCUAUGUUACACAUCCAAAACAUGACGACACCAAUGAUACGCAUACCGGAUGUGUGAAGAAAAUCGACGUCAUCAUGGAUGCUACCUGCGGGGAGCGAAACAUCAGCAUGGCUGGCUCUCCUAGCAUGGCUUGCCAUUCGGCAUCUCGCGUUGUUUACACCGGAGAACGCUUGCUUAUUGCUUAUUCCUCACAGAUUUCUAACACGCUAAAAUUAAGACCGGAAAUGUCCUGUGUGCAAUGUGGCCAAGUAUCCGUGCAGAUUCGAAGGAAACAGAAAACCACCACGGCCAUGAUUCCCACAACCCUUGAACUUGCCCAUAUGGUUAAUCUCGAAUAUUAUCUCGAGAAAAAACACGAUUGUGUACACGAUAUUCCUGAAAGCAACGGUGCCAUUAUCAAGGUCGGGGAGAUGGUCCGUUUUCUGGAUGACCGGCUCUGGAAGGUAGUCAGCAGGACAGAUUAUGAGGGCUUUAACUGCACAACAUUCGUCAAUCGACCUGGGCGGCAGAUAGUGAUCGUUCAUCGCGGAACACUUCUAACGAACUGGAAGCAACUAGUUGCGGACGCGCGUAUUGCGCUGAAUAGAAUUACUCGAGAAAUCGUGGCCUCUGCUGAUUGGCACACACAGCAACCGAUACUGAACCAUGCAAUGAAGUCGGAGAAUGGGCGUUUUAUUCCGAGGCCCAACUACACAGUGACAGUCACGGGCCACAGUCUCGGAGGAUGGUUGGCUCAACUCUCCACGUUGCUACGUCGGCAUCCGGCAUAUUUCCCGGUCGGGCCACGCGGAACUUACUCAUUUGGAAAUGGAAUGAGCAUAGAUAUGAACCAGGAAUUCAACAUGCACUGCGUUGCAUUCGAUUCACCCGGCGCGAUGGCCAUUUUGGAGCGACUUGAGAAGGAACCGGGCUGGCUUAAUGGUGGUCCAAGAGACGUGGCUAUUGAGCUCGAGAAGCUUGAUAUCACGGUCUAUGUUGCGAAUCCGAACCUGAUCAACAAGUGUGGAAAACACACUAGGUGUGUCAAGACGAUCGACGUUAUGUCGGAGGCUUCCUGGUGGAAUCGUUGGCUCAAUCCUGUUGCAUCACACAGUAUGGAUGGUAUUCUGAAGUACUUCCAGCAGAAUCCGACUAAA
Molecule: messenger RNA, 1851 nt
Organism: Mesorhabditis spiculigera
Lineage: Eukaryota; Metazoa; Nematoda; Chromadorea; Rhabditida; Rhabditidae
Source: the annotation of a GenBank genome assembly